AUACCACUUCGCUUCCACAGCGGAUCACCCUAUAAGUACGACAAGCGGUUAGAUCGUUGAUAUUAUAAUCAUAUACCAUAUAUAAACUUAUUACUAAUUUUAAUUUAUUAACGAGCGAAUUUCAAGGCCAUUAGCAUUGCUUACGAAAGCUUCAUCUUCACAGCCUUAUUCGUGUGGAUCAAUUUUAUUCCCAUUUCUGGUCUCUCGAAUCUAACAAACAAUCCGAGUAUCAUUUAUUAUUUCGGUUUCUAUCAUAGCGUUCUAACAUGAACUACUAUCCACGUAAUUCGCGCACCGCCGCUGAUGUACACCGGCGGGACUCUCACCGGAGCAGUCGCCUAGAUGAUGUACUCUACGGUGAUUACUCGGCCAGCCGGCAAAGAAAGCAGGUUGCAUCUGUGCCUCGUAUCCCUCCGAGAUACUCGCCGGGUACACGAAUAAGAGGUGAUGAUACCAGAAAAACUACGGGGUUACUUCCGAUGCCUCAAAUAGACGCUGUCUGGAUACCUAAUAUGUCUAAAAAUAUCACCGUUGAUAUGGGGCUUGGCAUAACCAAGGACAUCGACCUGGAACUUGAGGAACUUAGCCGACUAAGGAGAAUUGGAGAUUUCGCUACUGCACGGAAGUUUUUCAAGGAAAACUUCCCGGACCGGGUAGAUGACCCUUACUUCUUUGUGUUAAAUGCACAGAUGCUACUCGAAAUGGGAGACUUCCGAUCCUUUGAUACACUAAGGCCCACCCAGGUGUUUGGAGAUAUGGAAAAUGAAGGGGUGCAAAAGAAUCAGGAUUUGCUACGAGAGAGCUGGAAUCUGCUUAUACUUCUGGCUAUGCUUCCAGGAAGAGAUUGCACGCAGCAAGCGGUGAAUGAAAUUGACAAAGCCCUGGCUCUUCUUGAAGCCCGAGUGGACUUGGGUUCCAUCGAGAUUAAGAUACAAAUACUCGCCUCGAUACUUCGUUUGCUUGGAUACAUAACUCACUCGUUGGGAUUCCAAUCUUCGCAACUAAGGGAUGUUGGAAAUGCGGCUCGGCAAUGGACUGACUGGGCCAGCGUGUAUCAUCAUCUUGCUUCAGAAGGGCGAGUUUGGGACUUUAGGGAUUUAUUCACUACAUUUAAACUGGCAUUCGGACGGGACGGCGCUUUCGAUGCUUUCUUCAACACUUGGUCUCUUGAUGAGGUUAUGGACACACUUGAUUCUGACUGGGAAACGGUGAACUAUGACAAAUCGACAAAUCUCGCUCUUUUAGAUAUUUUGGGCUUCUUAAUCCUGGAGAGCGACUUCGAGACUACUCCGCUGAAAUAUUACAAGACUUGUCUUGAACAUGGAGAAAAGCUUGCCGAGUCUUUAAUGGACGAGGAUCCUGAGACCGCAAAGAGCGGCCCGUUUGCGAGGUGGCUUGUGGCAAAGGCAGCGGUUCUUAGCUGCGACGUCCACGGUAACCCAUUUUCGUCCUUUCGAUUCCUCGAUUCAUAUCCUGGAAUGCAAAUUCGACAGGGCGACGGGGUUCACAUCCCAAUAUAUGUCCCGCUCCGCUCCGAGAGACCUACCUGGAAAGCCCCAGAAGCGCCACCAGAGUGGAAGGAGGCAGUUCAUAUGGCUUUGGGCAUCGCCAAGAACUUAGGAGACUAUGAGACUCAGAGUCUUUGCCUAAAGCAUUUGAUCAUUCGGUCCCAAGAGCCACAUAUGCUUCUUGGCGAACUUUCUGACUUGCAGAACUCAAUCCAAGAUGAUCAAGACAGCUAUCUACGAACAUGUUUAUCGAAAUUUCUCAUACUUUCAGAUGCUGCCUCUCAACGAGGCCUCGCAGAGGAUCUGUUUAGAUUUGGACAAGAUAAAACCAUUAUUAACCAGGCUCUACCUAUCGAACACCACAAUGUGUCUCUCCAGUGGGCGCGGAGUGUUAUACUGCCAACCUUGCCCGGCACUAUAGGCGGAACUGUUACGAUAGACAAGUCAGGAUCGUUCUACGCCCACCUGCCGACUUAUAUCCGGCACUUUAUCAGCACUCGGGAAACAUUUCAUACCCAGUCCGAGCCAACCAAUUCUUUUCCAACCAGGGGCACAAAAUUGAGACAGUGGCCUAUUGGCAACAUAGCUAAUAAGGAGAUCGAACGUAGUACCCGCUUGGUCCCGGAGUCUGAAGCCUUGGUAAAGCCCAGAGUACAGACUCUGGCAAGCGAUAAAGGUGGCGAUGGGCUGCGAGUGCACAUCAGAUCUCGAUAUGGCGAUGAUAGGCAACGCGAGAUCGAUAGGCAGAACGAAAAGAUUUCCAAGCGGUCAUCUUCGGCACGUACUUUUGACGUGGUGCAAACAGGAAACGAGACAGUUCAAACCCUAAAGACUGAGCCAGCACAGCGGGAGGUACCCCGAGGAGGAACUGCUAAAAAAGCCAAACCCUUUCAGACUCAUGGUCUGAAUGCAACUACUAAUGAAGCGUCCAUGACAGUCGAGGAGAUACCAGAAGAUCAUGGGGCUGAACCUCAAGCAGACAAACAGGGGUCGCCGCACCCUAUACCCCCCAAAGGUGAUGAGGAACCUCUCAUCGACUUUGGAGAUUAAUAAGUGGAGAUAGGCUCAUGAAGCAUUACGUACCUAAUACAACCAAUCUUAGGACUUUUUUGACGAGUCUUUGCGCCUCCAUAGGUGCUGCUAGGCUGUUUGGGGGAAAUGCCAAUGCUGGUCCAGCACCAGCAGCUGCAGCAGAUCGACGCGGCCCGACCGAUCAGCGGACGGGAUCCAAAUUAGAAGGAUGUGGCCUUGAAUAGGUAUUUAUGGCGACAGAGGUAGUGUGCUAAGAGAAGGGGA
Molecule: messenger RNA, 2804 nt
Organism: Daldinia loculata
Lineage: Eukaryota; Fungi; Ascomycota; Sordariomycetes; Xylariales; Hypoxylaceae
Exons: 3
Coding region: 267-2558 (763 amino acids)
Source: RefSeq, a predicted model, not a curated record